Molecule: messenger RNA, 5767 nt
Organism: Poecilia reticulata (guppy)
Lineage: Eukaryota; Metazoa; Chordata; Actinopteri; Cyprinodontiformes; Poeciliidae
Gene: trim67
Product: tripartite motif containing 67
Cellular component (GO): cytoplasm
Molecular function (GO): protein binding; zinc ion binding
Source: RefSeq, a predicted model, not a curated record
UGAGAAUAAUCUCAAAAUGUAAGUUUUUUGGUGGAUUUUUACUCCUCUUUUAUUAUUAUCUACAAUGGCUGUAUUUUUUAUAUCCGAUACAUUUCAAAGUCAUGAAAUUACCGUUAUAAAUCACAUCAACCCACAGCGUCACCGCUCCCGGCCGUGCGCAUGCGCAGACCCGUGCAGGGAGCUGUCCGCGGCAGUUGGUGCUCGAGCGUUUUACCCGCAGCAGCUUCACCGGACACAUCGCUACCGGAGACAUGGAGGAAGAGCUAAAAUGCCCCGUUUGUGGUUCCUUCUUUAGGGACCCCAUCUUGCUGCCGUGCUCCCACAAUGUCUGCCUGCUGUGCGCCCGGAACAUCACCGUUCAGACGCCGGACGGGGAGACUCCAGUCCAGAGCCGAGCCUCCGGAAGCUCCGACUACGACUACUUGGACAUGGACAAGAUGAGUCUGUACAGCGAGACGGACAGCGGCUACGGCUCCUACACCCCCUGCCAGUUGAAAUCUCCGAACGGCGUUCGGGUAUUUCCGCCGGUCGCCCAGCAUCGGAACUGCUCCCUCACCUGUCCGCUGUGUCACCGGAGCGUGUCCCUGGAUGAGCGGGGUCUCCGGGGGUUUCCUCGGAACCGGCUUCUGGAGGCCAUUGUGGUGCGGUACCAGCAGACCCGCGGCAUCCCGUGUUCGGCAUCCCCCUCCGCGGUGAAGUGUCAGCUGUGUGACCGCAACCCGGUGGUCGCCACGGUGAUGUGCGAGCAGUGCGACGUCUAUUACUGUAACGCCUGUCAGCAGCGGUGCCACCCGUCCCGCGGUCCGCUGGCCAAGCACCGCCUGGUGCCGCCGCCGUCGCCGAAUCAAGCGGCUGGAGGAGCAGCGAGCGGCGGCGGCGGGUGCGGGGGUGGCGGUGCUGGGGGUCGGCAGCCGGUGCUGACCGCGCGGAAAGCGGGGACCUGCGUGGAUCAUGAGGCGGAAAACUUCAGCAUGUACUGCUGCAGCUGCAAGGCUCCGGUGUGCAUGAAGUGUUUGGAGGAGGGGAAACACGCCAAGCACGACGUCAAACCGCUGGCUGUGAUGUGGAAGCAACACAAGUGCCAGCUCUCCCAGGCUCUGAACGGCGUCUCUGAUAAAGCAAAAGAGGCCAAAGAGUUUCUGGUUCAGCUCAAGAACAUGCUGCAGCAGAUACAGGAGAACGGAGUGGAGUUUGAAGCCUGCCUCGUGGCUCAGUGUGACUCUCUGAUCGAGGCGCUGACGAGACAGAAAGCCAAGCUGCUCACCAAAGUCACCAAGGAGAAGGAGUACAAGCUGAAGGUGGUGCGAGACCAGAUCACCCACUGCACCAUGAAGCUGAGGCAGACCACCGGCAUGAUGGAGUACUGCCUGGAGGUCCUGAAGGAGAACGACCCCAGUGGCUUCCUGCAGAUCUCGGACGCCCUGAUCAAGCGGGUGACGUCGUCCCAGGACCAGUGGGUGAAAGGGGCCCUGGAGCCAAAGGUCGGCCCCGACUUUGACCUCAGCCUCAACACCGACUCGCUGAUGCAGACCAUCCUGCAGCUGGACUUCUGCCAGGGCAAAGAUGUGCAGGAGAAACCGCUUUUGAAACUAAUGCAGGCAGCAGCAGACAGUGGUGAGGCUGAGAUGGAGGCCGAGAGCCCCGGAGUGGAUUUAGGACCCGCGGUGCCAGUGGCGCCUCUACUACAGCUGGAGAAAUGCUGCACCAGGAACAACAGCGCCACCCUGGCCUGGAGGGUAACUGCGCCUGCUAGUUGCCCCAUUGAGGGCUACAUCCUGGAGCUGGACGAUGGGAAUGGAGGGCAAUACAGGGAGGUGUAUGUGGGGAAGGAGACUGUCUGCACGGUGGACGGCCUGCACUUCAACAGCUCCUACAACGCCAGAGUGAAAGCCUACAACGCCGUCGGAGUCGGACCGUACAGCAAGACGGUGGUGCUCAAGACUUCUGAUGUGGCUUGGUUCACCUUUGACCCCACCUCGGCUCAUCGUGACAUCGUUCUGUCUAAUGAGAACCAGACGGCUACGUGUAGCAGCUACGACGACCGCGUGGUUCUGGGGACGGCUGCAUUCUCAAAGGGAAGUCACUAUUGGGAAGUCACCAUUGAUCGCUAUGACAACCACCCGGACCCUGCGUUCGGCGUGGCGAGGAUCAACACCAUGAAAGAAAUUAUGCUGGGGAAGGACGACAAGGCCUGGGCCAUGUAUGUGGACAACAACCGGUCCUGGUUCAUGCAUAACAACUCCCACACCAACAGAGCGGAGGGGGGCAUUAUGAAGGGCUCCACCGUGGGCAUCCUGCUGGACCUGACCAAACGCACCCUGACCUUCUUCAUAAACAAGGAGCAGCACGGACAAACAGCCUUCGAGAACCUGGACGGCGUUUUUGUUCCUGCUGUCAGCCUUAACAGAAACGUUCAGGUGACCUUACUGACCGGCCUGGAGGUGCCAAAGAAUAUCAAACAGUAGGAGCUCAUUCCUCCUUCCUGUGUGCCCUGGAUACAAACCUCUGAUGUCACAUGCAGACUCACCUCUAUGUUUUCCUGAAACAUCAGGUUGGGUUCUUCCCAUCCUCCUCGAGGUGCUGUUUCGUCUCAGACACUACACAUCAUGUCAUAGCAAAGGAACAAAUCUGAUUGAUUAUGGACAUUCUUACACAGAUGAUUGGAGUUAUUGUACAGAAUUCAUGUUUUCAUUUUUGUUCCAUCCAGUUCCGACUUUUAUAACAUGAGGAUCUAGCCUUGAAUAGUAAAGCCAAACAGCUAGAAGACAUUCUCACUGUGCAGAAAAUAGCUUGGAGAAUAGUAUCAAAGUUUGCAUCAGUAAUCAUAAAAUGGAAACCGCUCAACUUUAACUUCAAACCUUUCCCACACCUCCAGCCUCAACAGCCCUGUGUGAAUGAUUAUAUUGGAUUUUCUUAGCUGUAAGUCGAAAGCCAGUAGAAGUUGACCAAAAACAUUAUAUAAGUGGUACAAAGAUUGAUUGAGAAAAAUAAUUUAUAAUUUAACAAUUUUAUUCAUUUAUUUUAUUUUCUUAGCAUGGCGUGGGCCUAAUACUCUGUCAUAAAUAUGAAACGAAACUGAGUAAAUUUUAUAACAGCCAAAAGCCACUAAAUGAGAUCGGUAGAAGUGUCUCAAAAUAAUUUCUUUCUCCGCUCAUCUCUUCGUCUCUGAAGAAACUCAGAAACUCUGAAGCAUCUUUAACGUGUCAGUGAAAUCCAACUCUACGGAAGACGAAUAGGGAAACUGACAUUUUGACCUUUUUUCACAAUUCUGACUUUAGUCUAGAAUUCUGACUUUUUAAAUUAAAAUUCUGAUUUUCCCCUCUUUUUAUCAGAAUUUUUACUUUUUAACUUUUUUCUCUCUUGUCUUUUGGCUUUUUUCUCUGGAUUCUGACUAUAAUCUCUGGAUACUUGAGUUUAAAGUCAGAAUUCUGAGGCCUAAGUGAGAAUAUUUUUAUUUCAGUGGUCCUAAUCUUCCUCCGUACCCGUCCCGUCAGGUUGAACCACGUCUGCUGCUGCAUUUUUCAUUAGGGACCAAAUACGGCUACCUGGAGAGGACAGUAGCUUAAACCAGACCACUGUGACCUGAUGGCUGUAGGAUACGUGAAAUUACCAACGUCUAAGAACACAACACAUCCAUGGAAAGGUUUGUUAUUAAAAGAUGAAGGUGUUUAAUAUUGAGUUUUAUUACAUCUACUUUGUUUUUUUUUUCUCUUGUCCCUAAGAACAUGAGUGAGAAUAGCCUGACCUGCCAUAUAAAACUGGACUAAUGUGUGGAUGCAAAUCGACAAACUGUAGAUACUGAUAUGUGACUUGUGAUAUUAAGCAUGGAUCGACAAGCAAGUUUGCAAACUGUCUGAAAAUGUUCUGUAAAUAAUGUUUUAUUGCCUCUGCAAUGAGUGAUGUUGUUAUGAGCUGUAACAGGUCGCCCCCUGCUGGCCAAUGUUGGGAACGGCAGCUCUUCAGACAUCCAGCUGAAACACUGACUCGUUGAAUUGUGAAAAUAUGUUAAAAUUCCCUCCAUAAUUUAAAAUAUUUGAGCAUUUAAUCAGGGAUAUGUGUUAUGUAGAUUAUGCUUUGAGGUAUGUGGUUAUUUAAUGAUGAACUAGUAUACAGCUCAUAUCGUAAAUGCCAGUUUUAUUUUACACAAACAGCGUGAACGAACUGAAAUGCACAACGGAGGAAAAACCUGGUAUUUUUACUGCAUUCGAUCAGGUAAUGUUUUUAUUAAAAAUCAUGUGGUAUGUUUUGUAUUUUCUAAACAUAUUUAUCUUUUAAAUGGAAGAAGCCAGUGGAAGAAUAUGGAAACCUUCUAAUUUAUGAAACAUAUGAUGAUAUAUUUAUUUUCCUUUGUUAAAGGUGUUGUCUAAAAUCCCUUUUUAAUAUUUACAUAGGGUAAUUACUAAUUAUUUCUGAAACACGUCCCAUUGUUUAGACUUUUAGUGCUCGAUGUUUUUCAUCUCAAAGCAGCCACAACUAGUCCUAUCACAAUUUGUCAUUUUCUGUCUCAUUUUCUAUCAGAAAAAUACUUGAAAUAAAAUUAUUUUAAGUCUAAAUCUGCCAAGGGUCCGAAUAACAGAUUAAUUGUAGUUAUUUUCACUAGUAGAGAUCGUGUUUAGCAGUCAAUACAACACUAAUAUGAUCUUACAAAUGCUCAAAAAACUACAUAACACAGUAAAAUAUAUUUUUAAACUAAAAUAAAUAUACAAUCUUCAUAUUUUUUCCCCUAUGCACAGUACAUUUGUCGGAAGGUAGGUUGCUAGCAACGGCAGUGGUGCAACAUCGGUGAAUGAAAGCUGCCGUUAAAAUAUAAAGACAACGGUUGCUAGCAUUAGGUUGCUAACAUUACUAGCAGAAAAAUGUCCAAAACCGAUAUUAUAUAUUUUUAAACCAAAAUGUCUGCUUAAAUAUUUCACAUUUAUCUCAUUCUGUUCCUCUUAAGUCUAUUUUUUUAGCUCAUAACAUCACUGUAGGCAGCAGGGUUGCUAACAAUAGCCGCUAGGUCGUUAGCACCGAGCAACAUUGUGUUAUUCGGUUGCUUUUGGCAACAAACAAAAGGAGUAAUUUUGCAACAUAAAAAGUAAUCUGGUGAUUUUUUUAAAUUUACAUUUGAAUUGACAUUAAAACGUAUGUAUUUAACUUUCAAAUUUAGCAUUUUUAGCAUGGCAAAGAGGUCAGGAUGUAAGAGUUUUGACAAGUGUCAAAUAUGUGAGYAUCAGCUGAAGGCGACUUGUGUCCUGAUUUGCUCCAACCAGUUUCCACCUCAGGGCUUUAUUUUUAUCAGCUUGACUGCUCAGCUCUGACCCUCCUUUCACCUCCCACUCCAGAUCAAAAACCUUCCUGGUGGCUGAAUUUACUGUAACCAGAAAUAGAUUUCAGCCAAGUAGUUGAGCUGGAACAUUACAUCCAUUGUGUAAGAAGGAAAAUCUUUCUUUCUGAGCUCCAGAUUUUGUUUAUUGCGCUCCAACUCCUUACGUUUCAGUGAUUUCAGAUGAUACUUUAGCUACAUAUUCUUUUCACCUAAAAAAUGUUGUGACAAAAAACAAGAAUCUAGUAAUGGAUUUGAUUCACAUGCAGACUCUCCUGUUUAAGUGUUGUUUUGUAUUUGUGCUUGUUUAGCAUGUCCCUUUACCUGAUACCCACCUAUGAAUGUCACUUCUUAGAUGUAACUCAUGUUGCUGGGAAAAUAGGACAGUAUCUUUUUUAAUUUAAAACGUGGAGAUAUCAAAUUAGUUAUGGCUGRCGGCAUACUAGGACCACUGUAAAUAGA